AUGCGCGACCUUGGGCGCCCGCCCCGCGCUUUCUUGCGCGACCACAGUAGCGUCCCGUGCGCGACGCGCCUUCUCUACGACGCGCCUCCUCCGAGUCGCCAUCUGCCCGUGUCCCCCUUUGUGCGCACCGCCACCGUCUACGCCCACAUACGCGCGGCCGCGCGCACGUCGCCUCUACGUCAUGACGCGUCACACGCAACGCCUGCCCGCCCUUGCAUCAUCGCGUCGCGUGGUGUCGUGCCGCCUCGCCACGCCCACUGCCCCCGCCCUCUCGUGCGCCCCGUCGGUGGGCGUGCACCCGCCCGCCCGCCUGCGCAUAUACCCACAAUAUUGGAUUCUGUAACAAUCCCCCACGACUGCAUCCCCGCCACUGCCCGUGUCCGCGUCUCUGCCGACAGGUACGAUAUCCUCACGUUCGUCGCAGAGGACACCAGCCACACUGAGCUCUGGACCGUGGGAGACAUCGACGGGCACCCUCUGUUCGCCAUCGACUACGUCCUCCUCCAACUCAAUGCCUGCCCGCUCAACGACCUCACGCUCACCAAUGUAGAAGCGUUCAUUCGCGUCAACUCGCAGCUCUCGUCGCAUAUCCUCUCUGGCUGGUCGUACCUCAACCGCCUCACCUUUGUCGGAUGCAGCUACAUAUCCGCCUGGCUCUCGCUCCUCCGCGCCGGUGCCCUCCCCGCCCUCGAUCUCCUCGUCCUCUCGCAUUCCAACUAUGAUCUCGACGCCCUCUCCUGGAUUAAUCCAAUUUGCGGAUAAAAUGACCUGAUUCCAGCGCCUUAGACCGCUCGGCCAUCUUGCCUUGUUCAAGAUGCUUACCCCCAUUGCCUUGACCAACCUUAGUCUGUGGAAGAGAAUGACCGCGCGAUACGUCGAGGCAACACACCCUACUUGUGCAGGUAAGUAGUGAGAUCUCGAGAAGUCGAUCGGUGGACGCGCUGGGGCUCAAAUGGUGAGAGGACGGCGGAUGAGAGGGGCCCUGCGACAGAGUAGUUAGUGAACACAGACUAUUAUUAGCAUGUCAUGGC
Fomitopsis serialis is the source of this 1031-nucleotide messenger RNA. RefSeq lists its product as uncharacterized. Lineage: Eukaryota; Fungi; Basidiomycota; Agaricomycetes; Polyporales; Fomitopsidaceae. Bases 1 to 762 code for a protein of 253 amino acids. The record is from RefSeq and is a predicted model, not a curated record. The transcript has a single exon.